AUGGUGUCACAUUUGAUUCUUUCUCGUAGGUUUCUCAAACCUAGGUUCCUUAAUUCUGGUUUCUAUGCGUCUCUUUAUCACACCAUUUCCAAUCCUUUGAUAACCUCUCAACAAUUUAUAAAUCGAAACCCCGGUCAAAAUAAUUCAUUUAGUCUAUUUAAGCAAUCCCAAUUUGGGAUUUAUGAUAUUGAAUUUUGUAAAGGUGUUGGGUCACUCUCAAAUUUCCAACUUCUUGUGCACAUUUCUACGACGCCUUCGAGUUUAGAGCAGGAUAAGGAGAACAAGAAUCAGAGUAGUAGUAAUGUUAGUAGUGGAGGGGGAAUCUCUUGGAUUGGCUCGUACUUGCCUAAGCUGGUUCGGCCGUAUGCCCAGCUUGCUCGCCUUGAUAAGCCGAUUGGAACAUGGCUGCUUCUAUGGCCUUGUGUGUGGUCAAUCACCUUGGCAGCACCCCCAGGGCAUCUUCCUGAUUUUAAAAUGUUGUCUCUGUUUGGAUGUGGGGCUUUUCUUUUGAGAGGUGCUGGGUGUACUAUUAAUGAUCUCAUUGAUCGGGAUAUUGAUACAAAGGUAGAACGUACAAAGUUGAGACCUGUCGCAAGUGGUCUUUUAACACCAUUUCAAGGGCUUUCUUUUCUUGGAUUUCAACUGCUUUUGGGCCUUGGUAUUCUUCUACAACUGAAUAAUUAUAGCCGUGUUUUGGGCGCCUCAUCCUUGUUGCUGGUCUUCUCAUAUCCCCUGAUGAAGAGGUUUACAUUUUGGCCUCAAGCAUUUCUUGGGCUGACCUUUAACUGGGGGGCUUUGUUAGGAUGGGCAGCAGUUAAAGGAAAUCUGGAUCCAUUUAUUGUGCUGCCACUUUAUGCCUCUGGAGUUUGUUGGACUCUCGUUUAUGAUACUAUCUACGCACAUCAGGAUAAAGAAGACGACUUGAAAGUGGGAGUUAAAUCAACAGCGUUACGCUUCGGUGAUUCAACAAAAGAGUGGCUUACUGGGUUUGGCAUUGCAAGCCUUGGUGGUCUUGCUCUCACUGGAUUUAAUGCUGAACUAGGGUGGCCAUAUUAUGCAUUUCUGGGAGUUGCAUCUGGACAUUUAGGCUGGCAAAUAUGGACAGUUGACCUUUCUUCUCGUUCCGAUUGCAACAGGAAAUUUGUAUCAAAUAAGUGGUAUGGAGCUAUCAUAUUUGGUGGAAUCCUAGCUGGAAGACUAUCUUCAUAG
Messenger RNA from Lathyrus sativus (Indian pea), 1209 nucleotides. The record is from the annotation of a GenBank genome assembly. NCBI's taxonomy places the organism in Eukaryota, Viridiplantae, Streptophyta, Magnoliopsida, Fabales, Fabaceae.